CUGGCGCGGCCACGGCUCCUAACCGUGUGUGGUGCUCUACACGCUGACAGCCUGCUUACGUCUGCACAUAGAACGCCGACAAUAUUGUAAAUUCUCUUGCCGAGACAGUUGAUGGUAACAGGGAGAUUCAACUGGCCUUUAGAAUGUAGAGGGAGGGGACACAACGUUUUGAAAAUACAUAUUUAGUAUGGCGGAUAGAAAAUGUCGACCGCUACAAAAACAGCAAUAUGAUACAACGUCACUCCGGCUGAGCGAGCCGCACAUCAGAAUGGAAUCUGCUCAAGCUGCUCUACCGCAUCUGCCUUCAUAACAGCAACUAUUUUCAUGGAAGAACUGGAGUGUUAGGCCUAUCAUUAACGUCAGAGAAGAAUAUAAUGACUUGCUCCAAUAGAAAAUACAUUCAUUUUAGGUGAUCGGCUAGCAUUAAAAUAUUUCACGCCUGGUGAAUCACAGUCAAUUGAGAACAGGUACGAGGAGCAUCCUGACAUUAUGGUGUAUUUCUGAAUGGAUUUCAUCGCCUGUUUUCACUAGGACUUUUUGCAGCGUCGCAAUACACCGCACCAUGGAAAUCUGACUGAUCUGUUACCGGGCUUCAAAUGCUUAGUCGGUGAAUGGGAUGGAGAUGUUGUUUACAAAAAGGCAGCAGACAUCUCUGAGAUGUUCUCCACAGACGGCAGCAUCACAUUUGUUAUUUUAAUACAUCUGGGGAAAUAAGCAUUUCCUCUUCGAAGACAGCAAUGUCAUCAACAACCCGGAGUAGUUUUGUUGUUGACUGAUCUUACUACGGAAAAUCAGCACUUGCCUCUGCGUCAAGCAUCGUUUAUGUAACUGAAGUUGGCUGUCCAGAGAAAUCACUCCCUGGGCUCCUGAUUGGCCUUCUGUACCAUGAGCUCUGGCUCCGCCCAGGAUGUGGCGGUGGAGCAUUUCCUGCGUGACAUAGAGAGGCGUGGCCAGCGGCUUCACUGCGCUGUGAUUGGCUGUGAGGAGGAGCAUCCCCGCGGCGACAUGAACCUGCUCUACCGCAAAAGCCGACUGGACUGGAGAAAUCGAGACCAGGAGAGCAGCAAGAAGAGCUCCAGUCAUAAGGACGCGUCCUCUGCCACGGUGGGGAAGGUGCGGGACUUGGCCUCGUUCCGCCGCCAUUUCCGCAUGGGCUUCAUGACCAUGCCGGCGUCGCAGGACCUCUCCCCCCACUCCUGUGCCUCGGCCAUGGCGCCGCGCUCGCAGUCCUGCCACGCGGUGGGCGCCGGCGAGCCGGGCGGCGGCCUGGAGAACGGCGACUACCCGGGGGACGACGGCUCGCACCAGGGCCAAGGGAACCGCUGCCCGCCGGCCAAGCCCAAGCGCCACCCCAGCACGCGGCUCAGCUCCACGCCCCAGCAGGAGCACCCGCCCAGGGGCGGCAUAGGGGGCAUGGGUGGGCACCCGCCCUCAGAAGCGCCGCCACCACCGCCGUCGUCGGCCCAGUCCAGCCAGGGCCACCACUCGUCCAGCAAGCACGGGGAGAAGAAGAACGCCAUGAAGAAGUCGGAUUCGGGGGAGAUGGCGAGUAAGAAGGUUCCGCCGCUGAAGCCCAAGCGGAGUCCGAGCACGCAGCUCUCGUUCGACCCGCCGCCGCCACGCAUCCCGCCGCCGGCCACGCCGCUGCCCUUCCAGAACGCAGAGUCGUCGGCGUCGCCGGGCGAGCGCGGCCUGGACGACGAGCCGGUCUACAUCGAGAUGGUGGGGCAGGUGUUCACGCGCGAGAGCACCGCCACGCCGCACCCGCCGCUCACGCCCUCGGCCACCACGCCGGACUCCGACUCGGACCCGGGCGAGGCCAUCUACGAGGAGAUGAAGUACCCGCUGCCGGACGAGCAUGCCCACCACCACCGGCGCCCGCCGCUGCGCCACGAGCGCCUCAAGUCCUCCUCUUCCUCCUCUUCCUCCACCUCCAAGGCCUACCACCACCACCACCACCACCACCACCCCCACCACCACGCCUCCUCGGGGGGCUCCUCGGCCGGCGCUCCCACCUCGGCCGCCUCGUCCCCUCUCCCGCGUCCCUCCUCCUCCUCCCCGGCGUGCUCCUCGUCGUCCAAGCCCAAGGCCACCGUGUCCAUCUCGCACUCGUCCCCGCUGCCCUGCGCCUCCUCCUCGGCCUCCUCCACGCCCGUGCCGCUGUCGUCCACCCACCCCCCGCGCGCCCCCACCCCCUUCCUCCUGCAGGGCGGCAAACCGGAGCUGGACUCCUCCUCUUCCUCCUCCACCAAGAUCCCCGCGCCCUUCCCCAACCUCCUCCAGCACAAGCCGCCCCUCCUCGCCUUCCCCCAGCCCGCCGCUGCCUCUAGUGGGGUGGCGGUGCAGCACAAGAGCACCUCCUCUUCCUCCUCCUCCACCACCGCUGCCUCCUCCUCCUCCGCCUCCAAGAAUGCCCAAUCCUCCGCCUCCUCCUCGUCCGGUGGAGCGUCCUCCUCCUCCGUCGGCGGCGGCGGCAGCGGCUCCUCGGGCUCCUCCAGCCUCCCCGCCUCCAAGGAGUCGUCCGGGGGCUCGGGGGGCGCGCAGGACAAGCAGCAGGCCGAGAGGAGGGAGGCGCAGCUGGGCCCGGCGCCUGGACUGAGAGCACGGAGUCACUCCACGCCGCUGCCUCCGUCCUCCAAGUCCUCCUCGCCGUACUCGCACCACCACCACCACCCGCACCACCACCCGCACCACCGGCCCUCGCACUACCACCACUACCGCAAGCCCGACAAGGAGUCAGGCAAAACCUGCUCCUCCGCCACCUCCUCCUCCUCCCAAAUCACGGCGCAGACGCAAACACAGGGCAAGGAGGGGAAGUCGGUCAGCUUCCUGCUGAAGUCCGACAAGCCGGAGAGGGACAGAGAAAGGGACAGAGAUCGAGAUAGGGACAGGGAUCGAGACAGGGACAGGGAUCGAGACAGGGACCGGGAUCGCGAGAGGGAUCGGGAGAGGGACGCUCAGUCGUCCAGCCUGGGUGACAUGUCCACCACCUCGCACGCCUCCAGUACCACCCCUACCCCGACAUCUACCUCCACCUCCUCUUCCUCCUCCUCUCAGCGGCCGCACUCCCGCCCCCACCUCCACCGCUCCCACACCCCCCACGCCCUCUCCCACGGCCUGCCCGCCUACAAGCCCCCGCCGGCCGACAGCCCCCUGCUCUGGACCUACCCCUCCGUGGGCUUCCGGAGGCCCCCGGCCUACGACAGCCUCAGGGGGGGGUCCCAGUUGCCCUCCCUGCACCAUGACCCAGGCUCCAAAGGUGGCAGCAGCGGAGGUGGGGGUGGUAGUGGGCCGCCGUCCCUGCAGGGCAAAGCGGGCUUCAUGCCCUGGGACGGGAACGCAGGGAUGGGCCUGCCGGACGACGUGCCCUACUGGCCGAUGCACAGGAAGCUGUCCUUCAGUCACAGCAGCAGAGACACAGAGAAGGAAGAUGGCAGCAUGUGGAACGGCGGCAGUGACGGCCUGCUGAGGAAGGAGAGGGACGACCUGGCCCUGGGGUUGCGCGGUGGCCACUCGGGCAUCCCAGUGCGCACUUCCAGCCGGGCCUUCGGCCACAGCGAGAGCCUGGCAGGGGCGGACGGGCCGCCCGGCUUCAGGGCACUGAGCAGAGGGAUGCCCUUACCCUGCCAGACCUUCCCUGCCUGCCGGAACGGAGAGCUGGCACGUCUGGGCAGGUCGUCCUCCACCUCUGGGGUGAGGCAGGUGGGCGGAGGUGACGUUCAGAGGCAGAGCAGCCUGCCUGCCAAGGAUGCACUGAGCCAGCUCCAGGCCCAUGCUCUGGCGCAGGCCCAAGCGCAGUCUCCCUGCAGCCCCUCGCUGUCGCGCCAGCAGCAGCAGCUCCACCUCCACCAGCAGCAACUCCAGCAGCAGCUGCAGCACCACCACCUGCAGCUGCAGUUCCAGCACCUGGCCCAGCUGGCGCAGGGGCAAGCCCUGGCCACCGGGGGCGCCGCCAUCACCGCCGGCGCCAACCCCGCCUCCAUCGUCUCCGGCACUGUGGCUGCGGCAGCCGCAGCGGCUGCCGCCAGUGGCGGGACCCAUGCGCAGCGCGACGGCAAGCUGCUGGAGGUCAUCGAACGCAAGCGCUGCCUCUGCAAGGAGAUCAAGGCCCACCGGAGGCCGGACAAGAGCCUGUGCAAGCAGGACAGCAUGCCCAUCCUGCCCAGCUGGAGACGGACCCCCGAGCCUCGCAAGACGGGUACCCCGCCCUGCCAAAGGCCCCAGGCUGUGGUCUGGGACACAGCCAUCUGAGGCAGAGAGGGAAAGAGGGUAGUAGAAGGACGAGAGGUGGACACGUUUACAGUUGAGAGAUGAAGGAGAAGAUUGAGAGAAAGGAAGAGAGAGUGAGUUAACUGAGAGGGUGAGGGAAUGGAGAUCACAGCACUCAUUGAGGUUGUGACUGCUUCUGUUGGCUGUGGAAGGGCCGGGAGUAACAUGUGCCAUAAUUACUGAAUAAAGGACAGAUGAAAUAAUUAAAAAAAAACCUAGUUCAAAACUACUGAUUCUCACCUUCUUUUGGAAGAAAGCAAAACAAAUGAAGAAGGGAAAUUACGUUUACAGCAUUGCAUAUUCAUACUUGAUGCCUAUCAUGAACUUUCAAAGUCCCUAAAGUCACAUACAAUGUGAAGGACGUAGGUAGAUAAUUGAUCCAAUUGAGCUUGGGGUGGAUGUUAAUGCAUCCUUCUCCCUUGUGCUCAGAAGAGGAUGUAUGCUGAACCUGGCAAACCCCUGAGGAAAGGACUGCAAUUAGUUUUGUCAUUUCUCCCUCGGUGACUGUGCGCGUCUAUUGUUCGACUGGUCUGCUCAAUGUCCUCCCAUCGCUGGUCCAGACGGAGGCCUUCACUGAGCGUGGGUGGAACCACUACAGCUCCAGCUUCCCAUCAUCCCACUCAGAGCCUAUCGGCUCUGCCGUCCUGCUGCUCUGUUGUGUGUGUGUGUGUGUGUGGGGGGGUGACUCAUGAUCUCGAAGAACGAAGAACUGCCACCGCUCAAGUCUGCUGGACCUCUAACAUCAGCAAUUUGGUACAUUUUGAAGGUCGUUGGGAUGUUAGAAUGUUAAAGUUGGUCGUAAUGCAAGUGUCUAGUUGUAGCAGCGCAUCAUUGCGUCGACAAGCACAUAGGAUGCAGAGUUAUAGGCCUGACUCCCACAGAGAUCUGACAAAUACACCACACACACACUCACUCACACACAUAUACACACACAAAUACAGGUUUAUAUAGACACAGACAAAAACAGACACACUUAUACAGUGUCAGACACAUUUGAUAAUCAGUGAGCUGGAAUUCCUGAGUUCUUGUUUAUGACUGGGUCAAGGUUAGUGUGAAUGAUUUCCUUUAUGUCUGAGUAUUGUUCGAGUGCCAAAUAAAUUAGGCAUACGACAAGUAAGGAUAUACUACCUAAGAGUUUCCAUAUUUGUAGUAGAAAGAUAUAAUAUAAAUAAAUAAACAUAUCUCUAAAAUGUUUCAGAAUAGUCUACACAACAAACACAGAUACAAACAAACAUAAACAAAAACAUACUCACAGAUACAGAUGGAUAACAAGGAAAAAUAACUCUGACAACAUUCAGAGCCUUUUUUGUAGCAAUAUUCUCCCCCAAAGUCAAACGUGACUUGGCAAGCUUGGGCCCCGAGUCUGAUUGUUCAACAGCUUUCUAAAAUCAGCCAUCACGCUCAACAUCAGUUGGAGAUCACUGGCCACCCAGGCGCCUCUGAAGGCCCAGUGGCUCCAAGUUUGUACUGGACAGGGAGUACAGCUUUUACAAAUCAAAACUCACGUCAGUGUAUGGAUUCAUAUUGGUGUACAGCUCCAGUCUGUCAUGCAACCAUGCAUAAGGCUAAAACAUCACAAUUCACUAACAACAGCACUGUGACAUGGGAUCAGCCUGGUUUAGGCUCCAAUGGAAGAAAUGUAAUGGAUACAAGCAGGGAAUUGUGGAAUUGUGGAGUAAAAAGAUACUAGCACGCUAGACAUGUUAAGUCUUUCAUACACAGUGCAGGCACCGCGUAAUAUAUUUAAAGAAAUAAUAUAUGUAUAUAUAUAUAUAUAUAUAUAUAUAUAUAUAUAUAUAUAUAUAUAUAUAUAUAUAUAUAUAUAUAUAUAUAUAUAUAUAUAUGUAUGUAUGUAUGUAUAUCUCCUCACCAGUGGCAGAGUUCAUAUUUGCAUCUUGGGAAGUUCCCAUUACACACAAGCUGCGCUCCCUAGUUUCCAAACACACGUAAACACCCACAAACGUGCAUACAAACACUUAACCACCUGCUGAAUUCGAUAGAUCGGUAUGCAGUAACUCACCUCAAACCGAAUGCUGGAACAAUCCGCACAAAAUGGAAAAAAAGAAUAAAUAAAUAAACAUAACAUAUGCUUAAGAAUAAAAAAAAUGACAAAUCUUAAAACUGUAAAAUAGAUAUGUACAACUGUAUUGAAAAUUAUGUAGCAAUUAUUUCCACUUUCAUAUUUGUAAUCAAUAAAUAUAUUGUAGCAUAUAAUGUAUAAAAGUACAAUGUGUUUAUUUGUUUUAUAAAGGAAUUUAGUAGUUUUAUCUGUGGUAUCCUGUCUACACUGUACUGAACGGUUCAAUCAGUGAAAGGCAAGCCCUCUGGACAAAGGCACCGAGACACACAGAUCUCAUGCUAUAUUUAUGCAAACCUCCCUUUAAGCGGUACUACUAUUGUUGCAUUGAAACCCUUUUUUAAACACGUUUUUAUUUGUGUACAGGUAUGACCAACUGGGUUUGAUCAUUGUUUGGACAUUUUUGGAAUACGUUGCUGCUAUCUUGAACUACAACUAUUGUUAUCAGUGGGGAAACAUUUCCCGAUAAUGUGACCACUUUUCUCUCUUGCUGUUGUUCUGUUGGUUUGUUUGUUUAUUAUUAUUAUUAUUAUUAUUAUUAUUAUUAUUAUUGUUUUCCUUUAUUUUAAGCCAAGUGGGAUGAAGUUUGUAGUAAUUAUUAAGGAGUGGAUACUUCUGUACAUGUAAUAUGGGCACAUGAAUGUUUCUUGGUUGUUGCUGUGGUGGUUGUUCUUAUUGUUGUUGUUAUUUUCCAAUAGUUAGCAGCACCCACCUGUACAGUUCCAAAACACUACGACAGACAUUCGGGAAGGAGACAGUGUAUCAGGGUUACCAGAGUAUCUUAGUUAUUACAAGACCACCAGGUUUGAGCUGACCGUUUUGAAGCUGUGCUCCAAAAAAUGGCCUGUUCCAUAAGGCUGCUAGUCAUAACGUCAUAUUAGCACCCACACACAACGGGAAUAGUGAAAGGGUAUACCAUUUCCCCCACACAGCCACAGUACUGGAUAUACAGGGAAGAUGACCACAAAGGAAAAGGGGACAGUUGCAAUGCAUGCUGGGAUUCCUUAGAGGAAUCGUAAAAAGACAAAAAAAGACAAAAAAAAAAUCAGUGAGAUUGGGACUAUUAUCCUGAUCCAUAAUCGUGCCCAGUUUGUACUUCAGAUAUUCUAAGUAAUCAUCUAGUAAUGAUUUAUUACGAUGAAGGGGUAACUUAAGUAUUCUUGAGAAACAUAGUUUACAGAAGCUGUCGGCUUUGCGUGUCUACUUAAACGGUGGCCAUAUUAUGAGUGCCAUAAUAUAUUGAUAUGGUAAGAUACGGUGUACCUUGGAAAUCACUGUAGUGCUAUAUUUGCAUUGAUAUCGUCAUGAAAUAAAUUUUAUAUAAUGAAUAGGA
Molecule: messenger RNA, 7679 nt
Organism: Alosa alosa (allis shad)
Lineage: Eukaryota; Metazoa; Chordata; Actinopteri; Clupeiformes; Clupeidae
Product: neuronal tyrosine-phosphorylated phosphoinositide-3-kinase adapter 1
Biological process (GO): neuron projection morphogenesis; phosphatidylinositol 3-kinase/protein kinase B signal transduction
Source: RefSeq, a predicted model, not a curated record